CUAAAGUGGAAUUAUUUGCCAGGUAUAAUAUGUGUGGAAGGAAUUAAUGGAGGUCAUGUACACAUCGAUUACAACUGUGUGCCGUCAGUCAUUUAUACUCAUCCGGAAGUGGGCUGGGUGGGCAAGUCGGAAGAAGAUUUGAAAAAAGAAGGAGUUGCCUAUAAAGUUGGUAAAUUCCCGUUCUUGGCAAAUUCCCGUGCGAAAACAAACAACGAUAGUGAAGGAUUUUGCAAAGUCCUUUCAGACAAAACGACAGAUCGCAUCCUUGGUACUCAUAUAAUCGGCCCUUCGGCCGGAGAACUCAUUAACGAGGCUGUUUUGGCACAAGAAUAUGGAGCAUCAGCAGAAGAUGUUGCCCGUGUAUGCCACGCUCAUCCCACAUGUGCAGAAGCGUUGAGAGAAGCGAACAUGAUGGCUUAUCUCGGAAAAACAAUUAAUUUCUAAGUUGUUAUCUCAUUAAUUUGUUAUUUUUAAAAUCAUAUUUUGUACAGAAUUUUAAUGUUAUUAUUUUUAAUUGUAAAUUGCGUUUUAUUUGUCUGCCUAGAUUUAAUUAAGUAAGUAGAUUAAAUAUUCUCCUUUAUAAAAAAGGCAGUAAAAAUUUUUGGAGGCAAUAAAUACACACAUUCGACUCA
This is a messenger RNA of Agrilus planipennis (emerald ash borer), 632 nucleotides long. Its product is annotated as dihydrolipoyl dehydrogenase, mitochondrial-like. Gene Ontology annotation, cellular component: oxoglutarate dehydrogenase complex; mitochondrion. The record is from RefSeq and is a predicted model, not a curated record. Gene Ontology annotation, molecular function: dihydrolipoyl dehydrogenase (NADH) activity; flavin adenine dinucleotide binding. Lineage: Eukaryota; Metazoa; Arthropoda; Insecta; Coleoptera; Buprestidae. The annotation marks the transcript as partial. The transcript has a single exon.